AUGUCAUCGAAGUUGAGGAUUCUUGUCCCUGUGAAGAGGGUGAUUGACUAUGCUGUCAAGCCACGAGUCAAGUCUGACCGCAGUGGGAUUGAGACAGCCAACGUGAAGCACUCACUCAACCCCUUCGACGAACUAUCCAUCGAAGAAGCUGUGCGGUUACGCGAACGCAAGCAGCCGGUAGAGGAGAUCCUGGCCGUGAGCGCGGGCCCGGCAAAAUGCGCCGACACACUACGCACGGCGAUGGCCAUGGGGGCGGACCGGUCAAUCCACGUCGACGUACCGGAAGACAAGGCGCUGGAGCCGCUCGGGGUGGCGAAGCUGCUGAAGGCGAUCGCCGUGAAGGAGAACUCCAACCUGAUCAUCCUUGGCAAGCAGGCCAUCGACGACGACGCGGGCCAGACCGGUCAGAUGCUCGCGGGCCUACUCAACUGGCCGCAGGCGACGCAGGCCAGUAAAGUCGAGAUCAAGGACCAGCACGUCACGGUCGAGCGCGAAGUCGACGGCGGCGUCGAGACCCUCAAGGCCAAACUUCCGAUGAUCAUCACCACAGAUCUACGGUUGAACGAGCCUCGCUACGCCAGCCUACCAAACAUUAUGAAGGCUAAGAAGAAGAAGCUGGAGAAGAAGACACUGACUGACUACGGCGUGGAGGGUGCACACAGGCUGAAAACUGUAAAAGUCGAGGAACCACCCGUGAGACAGGGCGGUGGCAAAGUCGAGGAUGUAGACGGUAUGAUUUCCAAACUGAAAGAGUUGGGUGCUAUCUAG
Messenger RNA from Exophiala aquamarina CBS 119918, 768 nucleotides. Its product is annotated as electron transfer flavoprotein beta subunit. Lineage: Eukaryota; Fungi; Ascomycota; Eurotiomycetes; Chaetothyriales; Herpotrichiellaceae. Gene Ontology annotation, cellular component: cytosol. The record is from RefSeq and is a predicted model, not a curated record. The coding region runs from base 1 to 768 and encodes 255 amino acids. Gene Ontology annotation, molecular function: electron transfer activity. The transcript has 2 exons.